AUGAAGAUGACAAGCCAGAAAUGGGGAAGCAAAGAGGACAAGAAGCUGCUGAAGCCCUUGAUGGAGAAGCGGCGGAGGGACCGGAUGAACCAAAGCUUGGACCGCCUCCGUGUCUUGCUCUUCGAGGCCACGCAGGACGAGAGACUUAAAAACCCCAAAGUUGAAAAAGCAGAAAUUUUACAAAAAACAGUCCAGCUUUUGAAGACGCAGCCUUUAUCAGAGACUAAGCACAACGGGGAUGCCCUUUUGCAAAGGUACCACAGUGGCUACCGGGAGUGUCUCACCCAGGCUACCCACUUCCUCCGAGCCAGUCCUGGCAUUUGCACGGGCAAAAAGGCCUACCUGAUGGAGCACAUCUGCCACUGCAUGGAAAAGAUCACUGCUGGCCCGCGGAGAGAGAUGCACCAGCCUCCACCUGCAGCUGCCAACCCCAGCUAUGAGCGGUACAGUCCAGAUGUGUUUGCUGGGUGCAGCCCGCCACUUGGGGGUGCUGCCUAUGUCCUGCACCCACCCCCAGCCAGUUACUCUGCCAGCCAAGGACUCCAAGCCCGGGGUGCUGGUCCAGCCCAGCAAGACGGCUGCAGCCGAGCGCAGCAGAACAAACUCUCGGAAACACGAAACUCCGCAGCACAAUCUCCACAAGCGCUGAAUGUGUGGAGACCUUGGCCUUGA
Molecule: messenger RNA, 672 nt
Organism: Eublepharis macularius
Lineage: Eukaryota; Metazoa; Chordata; Lepidosauria; Squamata; Eublepharidae
Product: transcription factor HES-7.1-like
Exons: 4
Coding region: 1-672 (223 amino acids)
Biological process (GO): regulation of neurogenesis; regulation of transcription by RNA polymerase II; anterior/posterior pattern specification
Cellular component (GO): nucleus
Molecular function (GO): protein dimerization activity; RNA polymerase II cis-regulatory region sequence-specific DNA binding; DNA-binding transcription factor activity, RNA polymerase II-specific
Source: RefSeq, a predicted model, not a curated record